Molecule: messenger RNA, 2618 nt
Organism: Cyprinodon variegatus (sheepshead minnow)
Lineage: Eukaryota; Metazoa; Chordata; Actinopteri; Cyprinodontiformes; Cyprinodontidae
Gene: lhx8
Product: LIM homeobox 8
Exons: 9
Coding region: 474-1475 (333 amino acids)
Biological process (GO): forebrain neuron development; neuron differentiation; regulation of transcription by RNA polymerase II
Cellular component (GO): nucleus
Molecular function (GO): DNA-binding transcription factor activity, RNA polymerase II-specific; RNA polymerase II transcription regulatory region sequence-specific DNA binding
Source: RefSeq, a predicted model, not a curated record
GAAGAUGGGGGUCACUCACUAAAUAUGAGUGGAAAUUGCUUUGCCCAAUUAAUCCAGAGUGGGCCUCGGUGUGUCAUUAUACAGCCAGGCCUUCCACUACAGCUGACAGCUCGGUAUUUUCACAAUUUGAAGAAAUGUCAAAGGAAAUUACCCCUCCCUUGAAUUCUGCAAUUAAAACUCAAGUAGUUAAUGAGACCUCUUCACCUUUUGGUUGCCGCGGGUAGACGUUUGUAGCGAACUUAAGCUCCUUUUAAUUGCUGUUAUUAAAUAAAUCAGUCCUCCCUUUUUUCCUGCAGACUUCGCGCUGGUUUUCUGAUUGACGCGUGAAACGGGUGUGUUGGUUGGUUUAACCUGCAGCUCCUUCUCUUUUUUUUAUUCCACUUUUAUUGCCGGAUUACAAAUUUAGACUCUGAACAACAUAAAUGCACAGGCGAUAAGUGUCGGCUCAAGUGUUGUCUGUUUUUCUGAGCGUCAUGUGUGAGGACUGCAAGGGAGAAGAGCUGCCGGGGAAGUGCGCCGAGGACAGGAGGGACAUCAUGGGCGCGCCGGUGGAGGUUUUGGAUGAGGACACUUCUUCCCCGCAGGCGAUGAACUCUGCGCCACUGCUGGGCAGGAGCGUGUGCGCCAACUGCAACGAGGAAAUAGUGGAUAAAUAUUUAUUAAAGGUUAACGACUUGUGCUGGCAUGUGCGCUGUCUCUCCUGCAGCGUGUGCCAGACCUCGCUUGGCAGCCACGCGAGCUGCUAUAUCAAGGAAAAAGAAGUUUUCUGCAAACUGGAUUACUUCAGACGAUAUGGCACCUGGUGCGCCUGCUGCGGCAGGAACAUCCACUCCACAGACUGGGUCCGCAGGGCCAAAGGCAACGUCUACCACCUGGCCUGCUUCGCCUGCUUCUCCUGCAAGAGGCAGCUCUCCACAGGGGAGGAGUUCGCGCUGGUGGAGGGCAAAGUGCUCUGCAGGGUCCAUUACGACUGCAUGCUGGACAAUCUCAAGCGGGCCGUGGAGAAAGGAAACAGUGUUAAUAUGGAGGGAGCCGUCCCCACAGAACAAGAAGUCAAUCAGCCUAAACCCUCUAAGAGAGCUCGGACCAGCUUCACGGCCGAUCAGCUGCAGGUGAUGCAGGCUCAGUUUGCUCAGGACAACAACCCUGAUGCUCAGACUCUGCAGAAGCUGGCCGAGCAGACUGGCCUCAGUCGAAGAGUCAUACAGGUCUGGUUCCAGAACUGUCGAGCUCGCCACAAAAAACAUGUGAGCCCCAACCACACCUCCAGCACACCCAUGACCUCCCUGCAGCCUGGCCGUCUGUCCCAGCCCACUCCGACCCCUGAGGAGCUGCAGUACACAGCCUAUGGAGGCCCAGAAGGGUCAAUGCUCUCAGCACUACAUUCUUUUAUUGACAUCCACACUCCUCCCUCCAUGUUUCAGCCGCUGCUGCCUGCUCACACCAUGACCUCCUUGCCUGUGUCUCAUGCCUGAGCUGCUCACCUCGCCAGCGUUUCUCCUCCAUAACCAGCUGCAGUAUUCCGGUGCCCAUGGUAAAUCUUCAUCACAUCAUAACACCAUUUUAUUUCUUAAACUUCACGAUCUUUACAUGUUUAUACUUUAAAAGAGAAAAAAACAAACCGAAGACCAUAACUUACAGUCCUCUGUGUACUGUAUAAUGUGGAAAUGCAAACGUUUCGGUGUACCUCAGCGCUGUGACACAUGGCAGUAUAUUUGUUUAUGUGGUUGGUGACAAUGUUUGACUGUGCUAUUCCAUGUGAAAGCCAAUAGGCUCUAAACUUCAUAUGAAGGUGACCCAGAAUUUGUUUUACAUAAAUGUUGCAAUUUAAUUUAUUGUAUGUGAAGUCUGUUUUAAGAAUAAAGAACUAAUUUCACAAAGCCUGUGGAAAUGAUUGAAAACCUGCAAACUGGCUUUACAUCACAGCUCAGCAGCAGUUAUUGCACAAAAAAAAAAUUCUAUUGUGAAUCCUGAAGGAGCAGUUUGAAUAUGCAGCUUUAGAAAUGAACACAUUAAUAAAAGCAAACUCUUCACAUUAAAUAAUCUGCAGCUCAGCAUCAUCGCAGUUUUACUUUUCAGGGGUUUUGAAAUAAAACUUGAGUCACAUUUUACAAGAAGGGAGGAUUAACUUGUGUCUACUUGUUGACUGUGGUUGACCAAAAGAAUCUUAUUUUCAGACAUGGGAGGGAGCGGAGGGCAUAUAAAAACAACGUUUCACUACACUUAUCAGAUCUGAACUAUUCUCCCUCCAAGGGACCUCAGCUUCAUGCACAACAAAGAGAUAUGUGCGAUUCAACUGGGAGUGUAGCCUCUAUUCAGCACAACACAGAAAUGACAACAUGCCAUGUGCUCCAUGCCCCGUUGAAACACUGCAUGCUUCGUUUGUCCGAUUUCUCAUCCACAUGAACUGCUGUCUUGCUUUUACUGAAUGGCUUCAUGUCCCGACAUGUUCAGCACAAGUGGGUGUUUAAAGUCUGCCAGCGCUGUCACUCUGAGGUACCAUGAGGGCAGGCUCUCAGCUCUGACAGAUGAGUGGUAGAAAAAUACUUGGUUGAGGUUAUAUAAUGAGAGAGAAUAGAUUAAAUAUGUAUUGAUAUAUUAAAAAAAAAAACACUCCA